Rotaria socialis is the source of this 330-nucleotide messenger RNA. Lineage: Eukaryota; Metazoa; Rotifera; Eurotatoria; Philodinida; Philodinidae. The record is from the annotation of a GenBank genome assembly.
AUGGAUUAUAUCCAUAUGUUCGCGUUGUAUCAUUAUAUGAUGAACACCCUUGCGAACAUGAAUCUUUUUAUUCGAAUAUCUCAACCAUGUCCAUGUGUGGAAAAAUUAAUUAUCAAUAAUCGUUAUGGACAAAAUCAGAAAGAAUCUUACAAAUUAAUGAAUGAUAAGUCGAAUUUAUCAAUUGCUAAAUAUUAUAAUCUUAUUGAACUUCAUAUAGAUCGAGCUCAUGAUGAUUAUAUUGACGAAUUUCUAUGUAAUACGAAAACAUAUUUCCAAAAUAAUAUUCUUCUUGAUAUCGAUUAUGAAGCUAUUACAAAGAGCCACACAUGA